Molecule: messenger RNA, 1844 nt
Organism: Cicer arietinum (chickpea)
Lineage: Eukaryota; Viridiplantae; Streptophyta; Magnoliopsida; Fabales; Fabaceae
Product: COBRA-like protein 4
Biological process (GO): cellulose microfibril organization; plant-type cell wall cellulose biosynthetic process
Cellular component (GO): plasma membrane
Source: RefSeq, a predicted model, not a curated record
AAAUGUGAGGCAGUGAUAUAAGUAUAAAAUGUGCAGUACCUAACAACCAUUAGGUGAGCCAUCACUGGAACACCAAAGAAAAUUCCCUUCAAGGAUAUUUUUCUAAAUACUACACAUUCAAUAGCAUUGUGAUAGCAUUAAGCUGAAGAUUACACCAAUCUUAUUCAAAUAAGAUUGCUAAGGAAGAAGAUUGUCAUACUUGAUAACAUCAAAGACACAUAUUCAAGGAAUGAGGUUUCUCAUAUCAGCUCUAUGUGUCAUUGUGCUAUUUUCUUAUGCAGCUGCGUACGAUCCUUUGGAUCCUAACGGAAACAUAACGAUCAAAUGGGAUGUCGUCUCUUGGACACCAGAUGGCUAUGUGGCAGUGGUAACAAUGAGCAACUUCCAAAUGUACCGGCACAUAAUGAAUCCAGGAUGGACAUUAGGAUGGUCAUGGGCCAAGAAAGAAGUUAUAUGGUCAAUGGUAGGAUCUCAAACAACUGAACAAGGAGAUUGUUCUAAGUUCAAAGGCAAUGUUCCUCAUUGCUGCAAGAAAACUCCAACAGUUGUUGACUUGCUACCUGGUGUACCUUACAAUCAGCAAUUCUCAAACUGUUGUAAAGGUGGUGUUGUAGCAGCAUGGGGACAAGACCCUUCAUCGGCUGUAUCUUCUUUCCAAAUUAGUGUUGGACAAGGUGGUACUUCAAAUAAGACAGUGAAACUUCCUAAGAAUUUUACUCUCUUGGCUCCUGGACCUGGAUAUACUUGUGGUCCUGCUAAGAUUGUUCCUUCCACCACUUUCCUUACGGCGGAUAAACGCCGCAAGACUCAAGCACUAAUGACAUGGAAUGUUACCUGCACAUACUCACAAUUUCUUGCAAGAAAGAAUCCAAGUUGCUGUGUAUCUUUGUCAUCCUUCUAUAAUGAGACAAUUACCCCUUGUGCUUCUUGUGCUUGUGGCUGCCAGAACAAGAAGAAUUGCGUCAAGGGUCAUUCCAAAUUCCUUGACAUGGUGGGGUUUCAUACUCCAAAGAAAGACAAUGAACCAUUACUACAGUGCACUCAUCAUAUGUGCCCCAUUAGGGUUCAUUGGCAUGUGAAAGUCAACUAUAAGGACUAUUGGAGAGUUAAGAUUGCUGUGACAAAUUUCAAUUACAGAUUGAAUUAUUCUCUAUGGACUCUUGCUGUGCAGCAUCCAAAUCUUAACAAUGUUACCCAAGUUUUCAGCUUUGAUUACAAGCCUUUGCUUCCCUAUCAAUCCAUAAAUGACACUGGUAUGUUCUAUGGCAUGAAAUUCUUUAAUGAUCUCUUGAUGGAAGCUGGACCAAGUGGAAAUGUUCAAUCAGAAGUGCUUCUUCAGAAGAACAAGGAUACAUUCACACUCAACCAAGGUUGGGCAUUUCCUCGUAGAGUCUACUUCAAUGGUGAAGAAUGCAUGAUGCCCUCACCUGAUACCUACCCUUUCCUCCCUAAUUCUUCCCCUGUCAAUGUUCUCAACUUCCCAACAUCCAUCCUCUCAUUGUUGCUUGUCUUGCUAGUUGUUUGGUGAAUCAGUACAUAAACCAGUUCGGAUUCUCAUGUAAGAUUUUGGAAACAAAUAUUGUUAUUCUCAGAAUGGCGAUCGACAACAGGUACGAGACUUUUAAGGUUUUCUUCGAAGAAACAAAUCCAGACUCAUAAACAUGUUAAAUUCAUCAAAAAAAAUCUACGUCAGUUACAAUUUACAAUUUGUUGAAUGUGUGUUGUGAUUCAUGAGCAAUAGUAACAGGAUGCUAAAUAUAACUUCCAGCCAAGAUUUUUGCCUUAUGUAAAUACUUGUAUUGCAAUGAUGUAAUGAAUAUAUCUCUUCUAUCUCUUUAAAACAA